AUGGGCAACUUUAGCAGCAGCAACGUUAACAGCCGGAGGAGACACGGCAACCGGCGGAGCCACCCUCCACCGCCACCACCAGCACCCCCACAGCCGGAAAUCACGGCCAACCGUUACGUUUUCGCCGCGGCAACACCUUACCCUUCACAAUACCCAAAUCCUAAUACUCCACCAUAUUACCAGUACCCUGGCUACUAUCCACCCCCGCCACGAGCCAUGCCUGUGCCUUUACCGGCUCCAUAUGAUCAUCACCACCGGGUGGACCACCCGGCGGCUCAUUGGGUCGGUGGGAGGUACCCAAUGAUGCCUCAACCGGCGCCUUAUGUAGAGCACCAGAAGGCGGUUACUAUAAGGAAUGAUGUUAAUUUGAAGAAGGAGAGUUUGAGGCUUGAACCGGAUGAGGAGAAUCCAGGGCGCUAUCUUGUUGCAUUCACGUUUGAUGCUACUGUUGCUGGAAGCAUCACUAUCAUUUUCUUUGCUAAAGAAGGUGAGGAUUGUGUCCUGACACCAACAAAGGCAGACCUUCUUCCACCAGUAACAGUAAAUUUCCAACAAGGUCUGGGCCAGAAGUUUAGACAGCCUUCUGGAACAGGGAUUGAUUUCACCUUGUUUGAGGAGAAAGAGUUGGUAACAGAGGCUGAGGUGGAUCCCUAUCCUCUAGCAGUAAAGGCAGAGGCAUCCCCUGCCAAUCAAAAUGGAACAGAAGGAAACCAAGCGUCUGGAGCUAUGAACUCUCAGAUUACACAGGCUGUAUUUGAGAAGGAGAAGGGUGAGUACCAAGUGAGGGUAAUGAAGCAGUUCCUCUGGGUGGGUGGGAUGAGAUAUGAGCUUCAGGAGAUAUAUGGGAUUGGAAAUUCAGUUGAUGGUGAUGUUGAUGCGAAUGACCCAGGUAAAGAAUGUGUCAUUUGCCUGUCAGAACCACGGGACACUACUGUUCUUCCUUGCCGACACAUGUGUAUGUGCAGCGGAUGUGCAAAGGUUUUGAGGUUCCAAACGAAUAGGUGCCCCAUUUGCAGACAACCAGUUGACAGGCUUUUAGAGAUUAAGGUCAACGAUGGGCCUGACGAGUGA
Messenger RNA from Dovyalis caffra, 1071 nucleotides. NCBI's taxonomy places the organism in Eukaryota, Viridiplantae, Streptophyta, Magnoliopsida, Malpighiales, Salicaceae. The record is from the annotation of a GenBank genome assembly.